This is a messenger RNA of Ailuropoda melanoleuca (giant panda), 2962 nucleotides long. RefSeq names its product small RNA binding exonuclease protection factor La (gene SSB). The record is from RefSeq and is a predicted model, not a curated record. Gene Ontology annotation, biological process: tRNA processing; positive regulation of translation. Gene Ontology annotation, cellular component: ribonucleoprotein complex; cytoplasmic stress granule; cytosol. Lineage: Eukaryota; Metazoa; Chordata; Mammalia; Carnivora; Ursidae. Bases 163 to 1383 code for a protein of 406 amino acids. The transcript has 12 exons. Gene Ontology annotation, molecular function: mRNA binding.
CCGGAGCCCCGCCCACUCGGGCCGCGAGGGCUGCCGGGACGGCCCCCAUCUUCCUCACGCGCGGUAGGCCAGCCGGCGGCGCUGGGAAGUGGAGACGUUGUUGUCGCUGUUAGUGUUUGCGCGGCGUGGCUUUGUGGGACCGGGACCUUAAAGAUAGCCACAAUGGCCGAAAAUGGUGAUAAUGAAAAAAUGGCUGCUCUUGAGGCCAAAAUAUGUCAUCAAAUUGAGUAUUAUUUUGGUGACUUCAAUUUGCCACGAGACAAAUUUUUAAAGGAACAGAUCAAACUGGAUGAAGGCUGGGUACCUUUGGAGAUAAUGAUAAAAUUCAAUAGGUUAAACCGUCUAACAACAGACUUUAAUAUAAUAGUGGAGGCACUGAGCAAAUCAAAGGCUGAACUCAUGGAAAUAAGUGAAGAUAAAACUAAAAUCAGAAGAUCUCCAAGCAAACCCCUCCCUGAAGUGACUGAUGAAUAUAAGAAUGAUGUAAAAAACAGAUCUGUUUAUAUUAAAGGCUUCCCAACUGAUGCAACCCUUGAUGACAUAAAAGAAUGGUUAGAAGAUAAAGGUCAAGUACUAAAUAUUCAGAUGAGAAGAACAUUACACAAAGCAUUUAAGGGAUCAAUAUUUGCUGUGUUUGAUAGUAUUGAAUCUGCUAAGAAGUUUGUUGACGCCCCUGGCCAGAAGUAUAAAGACACAGACCUGCUAAUACUUUUCAAGGAAGAUUACUUUGCAAAGAAAAAUGAAGAAAGAAAGCAAAAUAAAGUGGAAGCUAAAUUACGAGCUAAACAAGAGCAAGAAGAAAAACAAAAGUUAGCAGAAAAUGCUGAAAUGAAAUCUCUAGAAGAAAAGAUUGGCUGCUUGCUGAAAUUUUCAGGAGACUUAGAUGAUCAGACCUGUAGAGAAGAUUUGCACAUCCUUUUCUCAAGUCAUGGUGAAAUAAAAUGGAUAGACUUUGUCAGAGGAGCAAAAGAGGGGAUAAUUCUUUUUAAAGAAAAAGCUAAGGAAGCACUGGAUAAAGCCAAAGAUGCAAAUAAUGGUAACCUACAAUUAAGGAACAAAGAAGUGACGUGGGAAGUACUAGAAGGAGAUGUGGAAAAGGAAGCACUGAAAAAAAUCAUAGAAGAUCAACAAGAAUCUCUAAACAAAUGGAAGUCAAAAGGUCGCAGAUUUAAAGGAAAAGGAAAGGGAAAUAAAGCUGCCCAGACUGGGUCUGCUAAAGGAAAAGUACAGUUUCAGGGCAAGAAAACUAAAUUUGAUAGUGAUGAGGAACAUGAUCAAAAUGGUGCAUCUGGACUAGUAAAGAGAGCAAGAGAAGAAACAGACAAAGAAGAAGAACCUACACCAAAACAACAGAAAACAGAAAAUGGUGCUGGAGACCAGUAGUUUAGUAAAAAAAAUUUUUAUUCAUCUUAAUUAGGUUUUAAGCUGCUUUUGUCUUUAGAGGCUUUUAAAAAGAAAACCGAAUUAGAUCCACUUCAAUAUCAACCUGUAAGAAAGGAAAAUUUUUUGUUUAACUUGUCUUUUUUUGUUAUCCAAAUGAAGAUUUUUUUUAAAUGUAUAGUUCUGUUUGUGUUAUUUCGAAUUAUUCAAAUAUCGAAAGACUCUUCCACUAAAUUGCCUUUGUAAUAUGAAAAUGUAUUAGUACAAAUUAAUAAAAUAUCUACUAUAUAAAAAGAGCAAAAACUUAGUUUUUUAUUUUUGUGCCUAAAGCAUUUGAGAAAGAAUAUCUUAAACCAGAAUAUUGGCUGUUAUCCCCAUCGAUAAUUAUUCUAUAUCCUAGGCUAGCUUUCUAUAUUUACUCAGGCAACUUUAUAACAUUGCAAAUAAUUACUUAUUGAAAAGUUCUUCAGUACUGAAUGUAGGUAAGCCAGAAUCAAGAGACUUACUGAUUUCUUUUUAUGAAAUUUGUAUGAUGCUGGCAGGUCAUAUCGCAGCUCUAUAAAACAAAAGCCAUCUAAGAAUAAAAAUUCAUUUGCUAUAUACAAAAAUCACUUACAUACACACACAUAUGUAAAAUAAAACAAAAUUAAGGAAGUACUUAACCCUGGUAAGCGGAACACUUCAGACCUGUCACUUUAACUUAUCCAGAGACUGACUUGAUAUAUUCCCAAGAUUAGCCAUGGCUAACUGAGGUUGGCAUUUCUGCUAUUUUGGUCAUUUAUGCCAAAAUUUGAGGUUAUGGGGAAGAAUUUGAAAGGAUAAUAGUUGGCCAGAAGAUGAUAGUACCUUUCUAAUUUCUUAAUCUAUGGCUAGCAAUCAUAAUAAUCAUGCUUGUUUUUAAAAUUUGGAUUUUAAUAUUAAUAGUAAGUAGCUAAUUACUUUCCUAUUAAGCUCUCAAGUGAAAAUACAUUUUUCUUAUUCUAAGAAAUAAUGUAGGUUCUCCACACUUACUCAUCAGCUUCAGAGGGAUGGCAAUAGACUGCCUAUCCUUCAUAUUUUGCAACAUAAAUUCUCUAUAGGUUAUAGCUCUCAAAUUUUAAUGUGUAAUCAAAUCACCUUCAAAUAAAUCUUUUUAAAAUGCUUAUUACAAUUCAGUAAGUCUGGGUGGAGCCUGAAAUUCUGCAAGUCUCAUCUCCCAAAGGAUGUCAAUACUAAUGGUCUGAGGACCACAUCUGGAGUAGCAAGGCACUGGCUUGGUAUACUUGGAAUUUUUCUGAGGUGCUCCAGGUUCCAUGUUACAAUACCUUAAGCUAGGUAAGGAAUGACAAUCCUGGAUAAAUAAGAGGACUGACAGACUUCCACAUUACAUUAGUAAUUAUGAAUAGGACUAGUUAUAUGGUUAACACCACAGUGCUAAUCCUAGUCAGUUUAUUACCAAAUAAAGAACAUUUCCCCCUUAUUGUACUCUUACUUCAGCCUUCAGAAUUACUUGGAUUAUCAUUAGUUUCUAGGUAUAUGUUUUUCCCAUUUUGAUGUUUGUGAAUAUUACCCAAUUUGCUAAUAAAAAUGUAUCCAACAUUUA